Scylla paramamosain (green mud crab) is the source of this 6068-nucleotide messenger RNA. Its product is annotated as serine/arginine repetitive matrix protein 2-like. The transcript is spliced from 7 exons. Lineage: Eukaryota; Metazoa; Arthropoda; Malacostraca; Decapoda; Portunidae. Bases 603 to 3896 code for a protein of 1097 amino acids. The record is from RefSeq and is a predicted model, not a curated record.
CCUUCACUCACUCAGUUAACCCCAAGCAUCCCCGGGAGACGGACGCACGCCGCGCUCUCUCCGGCACAUUGCAUCAGUUUUCAGUCACCUUGAGUUAAGCCAGCGGUCCCUCGCGAGUUAGCCACACACAGCUACUAUUAAUAGAAACCAGUGCAUACGUGGCGACUGAACUCAAUUACUACACCGUUUAUAAUUGGGGACAGUGAUACAGUGAGAAAACAAAGAGAAAUAGAGAGAGAGAGGGACAGCGUUGUUGUUAGUGGAGAGUCGAGUGUCGCUUCCGUUCCUCUCACUCUCUCCUCCCGCACUCGCAUCACGUCCACUACGCCUCCUCGUUUUCCUUCUUUUGUUACUGUUUGAGCACUGCUGUUCCCUGCUGUGGACCCCCACCACCGCUACCUCAUCCACAGCACAGUGCAGGACCACUUUCCGGCCCUCACCUCAGUCAGUGUGGGCGAGGGGGACCAGCGGCGCACGGCAGUCUCAUUCAGGUCGGGCCCCAGCCCCCUGACUCCCCUCUAGUAGGCCACAACCACACCAGGGAGGAGGGACACAGACCAGCGGGUGCGCCACAUCAUGAUUUAGACCGUAGAAAAGAGUGCAUGCAGCCCACAGCUCAGCCACCUAAGCAAGAGGAGGAGCGGCAGCCACAGCACAGCAUACACAAGCAGCAGCAGCAGCAGCAGCAGCAGCAACAGCAGCAGCAGGCCCAGCACAAGCCACAGAAACAGAAGCAAGUCCAGGCCCACAGCAGUACAGAGAAACCUCAGAGCAGAGUGCAGCAGGAGGCCGUCAGACCACCAGCAGAGCCACCUCACGCAAGGCAAGGUGAGAAACAGCCAAGGAAAGAAGAGAAACCACAGCAGAGACAAACACAGCGAUCACACCAGGCACCAAGGUUUAGGAGCCACAGCAGCAGCAGCAGCCACUCCCGCCAGCGACAGUGGAGGAACAGUGUGUCACCACAGCACCGCAGACCUCCACCUUGCGACGCCACCCAAGACACCAGUGGCCAGCAAGGGAAGGCCACAGCUGAGGAGACACACAGCAAGAAGAGGAGAAACCGCAAGAACAAGCGGCAGAAGGACAAAGCAGAACAGCAGGAGAAGCCCAGUAGUGACCAUGUGAACAGUAGAGAGAAACAGACCAAUAGGCAGAACACAGAGCCAGGUCACAGCAGACAUACUGAGACAGUGACAGUGGGAGGUCAGGGCAAGGUGAGUGAUAACCCCAAUGGUGCAGUGCCUGGCAGAGUGACACGGAGGGCGGAGUGGACCAGCAGUGCCGGCGUGGGUGAGGGAGGUAUCCGGAAGAAGUGCAAGUCAGUAGAGGAGUCUGGUGUGACAAGGAACAACACAAGAAGCAACACAGACGCAGGAACAAACGAGGAGUGGGAGAGAAGGUUGUACAGUGGUGGUGGCAGCAGCAGCCUCACCACCUCCCCCACCAGGCAGGACCCCCAGGCUAUGCCAGUCACUAUGCCACCUGAAAUGUCCAACAAUAGGCGUCGUGUGGGUAAAGCAGCAGCCCAAAUCUACCGACCACCCCCAGCAAGAGGGAGUCAUGAAGAGAUGAGCCCAGGCCACCACCCACAUGCCCCAGCACAGUCUCGGUCGGGUCCUCAGGAGCCCCUGGGCUAUCACACCUACCCCGUGAUUGGCCGGCAGCGAACUGACAGUGAAUGCAGCACUGCCACCAAUGCCAGUGACUUCUACGGCAAGAAUCGAGGAAGGCGGCCGGAUCAGGUUCUUUACGUGCCCCGUGGGAGAAGACACGUCCCCUCCAGCACCAGUGGAUCAGCCCGUGCCACCCCCACUCCCCUGCAGGAUCUGGAGCCUCUUCCCCGGCCACCCUCCCCCACCUACUCCAUCUGUUCCAUUGCCUCUGAGUACAGUGGGCGGAACAGAUAUGGUCGUCAGGGGAGCCAGGCAUCCCUGUUUGAUGGGGAGACAGAGGGCAGGGUGAGAGGAAAGCCUCCACAAGUUAAGGGUGAAUUCAGUGGAAGGGAAACCAGUGCAGGGAAUCACAGACACCAGAAGGGAGGGAAUGGGAAUGGGCGGUUCUCCAAUGAGACUUAUCAGCUGAUUGAACGCUGCCUCAACCAAGACACAGAAUCUGCAAGAAGCAAAGACAGGCCAGGGCCGUCUGAGUACCACAAGGGUCAGGGUGGCCGGAAGAGUCCUGCACCACUGCGGGAUGCCCAGCACAGCAUCCACAGCAAGGAAAACAUCAUGGCUCCCCAGGCAGAGUCAGGCCGGCGAGCCAAGAAGAGGAGAUCCAGGCGGAGGCACUCACGCAGCCGAGAGCCAAGCAGCGAGCACCACAACAGGGCCAGGAUGGGAGAGCAGCUCCCACGAACACCCACGCCUUCCCGUGGAGGCUCAGGGAGCGAGCAGAGAGCAGGAAGCUGUGAACGCAUUUUCUACAACAGCAGUUAUGAGCGUCAGGACCGGGGUUACGACAACUAUGACCGCUACAGCAGCAGCCGCACCAAUAGCCGCAAUCCCAGCCUGGAGCGCACCACUCAUGUCCCCAACCUGAACUGGAGGGCGGGAGGCAUUGGAGGAUCAAACCCCAUGACCCCCAACAAAGGUAGCCCGCCCUACUGCCCCCCACGGUUCAGAAACUCCUCAGGCAAGCCCCCAUCAGGCAGGCUCGGAUCACUGCCCAAUGUAGCGCUUGACUUAGGAGAGAGUGGUGGCCCCUCAAAGGACACCAUGGAACACUGCCACACCUUGCCCGUCCACCUUCCCAGCACUCACCGGGAGGAACCCAGCCCAUGUACAACUCCAGCCAAUACCACACCCUCCAAGUCUAAGCAGGACACGCCCAGACUCAGCUUGGACAACUCCAUGACGUCAAGCUGGGGAGACAGUAUGGCGUUGCUGGACAUCAGUGAUGUAGAGAGUCCAAGCCAGAGCCAGGAAAUCAAGACACCCUCCAAAGAAUCAUUAAACAGCCCAGCAAGGUCUCCAGUGAUGAGCAGUGAGCCAAACCCGUGCAGCAGUCCAGCUCACCCAGUGGAGAGCAGUAUACAGGACACAGCAGACCACAGCACCUUCAACCAGACUAACACAGACCACAGUGAUACUCAGCUUGACCACAGAGACACCAAUCAGACUAACACAGACUACAGCAGUAAUCCAGACCCCCUGCCAGCUGACACCUGGGACCAAAAUCAGACAGAAUCCCCAGCAAGCCCGAGAGAAGCUGCCCCGCCACCCCACACAGAGGAACACGAGAAAAAAGCAAGUAAGAAGUUUGCAUUCAACUGGGCAGAUGAGACAGAGGACUCCUGGGACAGCCUGUAUGAUGACUCAGGGGAGUGUCUUGACCCGGACCUCAAACAGCAGCUUAAUGACACUCUGGGCAAGGUCAAGCUGGAGAAACCAGUCAAUGACUACUGCCGUUUCCAGCCCCGCUCAGAGGCAGAGAUGAAUGAAGAUGACUAUGCCCAUGUCAUUGAGAUCUAUGACUUCCCCACCUCCUUCAAAACACAGGACCUCAUGAUGGUGUUUGGCCAGUUCCUCUCGGCAGGCUUUGACGUCAAGUGGGUGGAUGACACGCAUGCACUUGGGAUUUUCUCUACUUCCCUUAUGGCUGCCGAAGCUCUUGGCCUGAGACACCCAUUCCUCAAGACUCGCUCUCUGUCCAAUGCCACCAAGUCCUCCCGGGCCAAGGCCAUGCGGAUCACUGAUGCCCUGCUGCCCUACAAGCCUCGGCCAGCCACAUCAGCAGCCCUGGCCCGCCGCCUUGUGUCUGGUGCUCUCGGCCUGAAGGUCAACAUAUCACGGGAGGUCAGGGAAGCUGAGAGACAGAAACUUAAGGAUGCCAAAGCACGCAAAAGGUUGGAAGCCAAACAGAAAAUGGAUGCGUGGGAAGGAAACCUGACCUAGUGUGGCAGGCAGGCAGGAGGACCAAGUUCUCCUGCACCAGUCCUUACUCUCAGCCAUAAAACAGACAAUAGCACCUUCUUCCAUUGCCAGCCAGUGUGUGGCUGCUGCCUCUGUCCCUGUACGAGGCAAGUCUUGGCGAUGAAGUCAGCUUGAUCGGGUCACUUUGUUGUUAUGUAGUAACCAUGCUACAGAAUGUUCUUGGUUGUAUUGCUUUAGUUUGUUAUUAAAAAAAAGUGAGUAUAAGAUUGAUGCCAGAAUCUUAGCAAUAAGUAAUAAGGGAAAGGGCAGUCUUGUGCACUGACGAGCAAUUUACAGAAUUGAGUACGAGUAAAUUGUGCAAUAAGCAAGGAAUCAUCGGUGCAAAGGGUGAUCACUUCAAUGAUAUAAUUUGACAAUUACAUCCAGAGUUUAAUAGAAUUAUUAGUAAAUUAAGACAGGGUUACCCGAAGCUGUUACCAGAAGAUGGGCACACUUAUGUAUGUGUGUAUUAUCUACGCAGGAGAUGUAUUGAGGUAGUGUAUGAGCUGUGUUGCCGCAGCAAGUGCCUGCAGGGUCACCUCAAGCACCCUCUUCUCAGGUAGUCUUAUCACUUAGUGUACCAAGAGAGAAAACAUAGCAUUGAAACAUUGUAUCCAUGCUGCAUUUAUUGUGCACAGUUUAUUCUAUGGUAGUGAGUAGUGACAAAUGAUUCUUAUUGGAGGUGCAUCUUUGCCAUUGUAUUUUGUAGUCAGGAAAUUAAAUUUGCAGGAUUACUGCAAAUAUGUGAAAUUAGUGCCAAAAAACUUUGUUUUGCUAACAGGCAGCAUAAAAAAUAAAUAAAUAAUACAGACUUCUGCAACACAGUGAGAAGGUCCUGCUUUUCACAAGUAUGGAUUGAACUGGUCCCUGUACCAAAAUCUGUCUCACCAUGGACUUCUUGUUACUGGCCACAGUGAGGAUAUGCUGUAGUACCAAGCAAACAUCUGUGGUGGUUGCAGUGUGGCAUGUGCAGUAAGACCUCAUCACAGUCUCAUAAUGGACCAGACCAGAAGCAAAAGUAAACUGUACCUUGGAAUGUUUGGUGGGUGUGUUCUGCAAGCACUACAUCAUCCUUGUGUUAUGUGGAGGCCUAACUACCAUCUCUGUCCAUGUGUUGACUGGACUCAUUCUUGUUACCGCAACUCAACAGGGACUCGGAAAAUUAGAAUCUGUGUUCCAUUGUAGUUCCCUAAGCACAUGGUGAGAUUGCUGUAGUUACUGAGGCUGUCACUACCUCCACACACUACAACUGAUGUCAGGGAGGAAGUGACUGGGUAGGUAAUAGUGCAUCCCUGUCACCCUCAAGAAAGAAGAGAGUAGUGGACUGUGCAUGCUGUGGUGUAGUAAUUAUAUUAUUUAAAGCGUAUUGACCUGAAAGUGUUGGCUGCAAGGGAGGUUCACUGAACGCAUGUCCACCACCAUACAAAUUUUUUAUUAUCUUUUGUGCUCGUGUGUUGACAUGGAGUGAAGUGAAUAUAAGCUUUCAUUUUACUUUUAGAUUGAUUGUACUUCUAAUGUUUUUAAUUUAUUGUAUUUAUUUUGUCUUUUUUUUUUUUUUUUUUUUCAAGAAAGAAAAGUCACUAAUAAUGAUAGUCAUAUUCCAUAAUAGUGGGGCAUUAUGACAUUCUAGUUUAUAGUAUUUUAUGAUUAUUAACUGAUGAUAAGAGAAGGUUUUAUUGUGCAAAUGUGUGUGGUAAUCAAAUGACAUCUUUACUAUUUUGAUAGGGAAGAUCUCAACUUUAUAUUCACAUAGUGUGUUUGAAUGAUGAAGAGCAGAGUGUGCAUGGGUGAGUGUGCGCAGCUGCAGUGCAAUAUUAAGACUGCCACUCAUGGCUUUACAGGAAUAAUUAUUGCUGAGCUGAUGGCAGGGAGAGACAGGCAGGCAUGUAUACAGACUAGCUUGAAAAUAUUUCCUACAGUUACCAUAGGCUCCUUGUCUUGUAGAAAGUAGGUGCAUUGAAGAACACUUGUUUCUUUUGUACAUAUAGGUUAAGUAUUUUUAGACUGAAAAGUUUAUGUUUGAGAAAUUUGGGCAAUGUGUAUUUUUCCGGCCCUGAGCCAGUAAUGUGAUUGAUGUGUUGGAAGAAGUAUAUAUUUUUGUACAUCUUUCACAUUGUCUCUUCAUGAAACUUGUCAAUUAAUAUGUGAUUAUAA